Messenger RNA from Cucurbita moschata (crookneck pumpkin), 1648 nucleotides. RefSeq lists its product as uncharacterized. The record is from RefSeq and is a predicted model, not a curated record. The annotation marks the transcript as partial. Lineage: Eukaryota; Viridiplantae; Streptophyta; Magnoliopsida; Cucurbitales; Cucurbitaceae. Gene Ontology annotation, biological process: recombinational repair. The transcript has 7 exons.
UCGUCUUCCAAGUCCGCUUCGCACUUCAAAUUCCCGCGCUUCCCCUUCUGCAAUCGGCGGCUUCAUCAGUUCCCUUUCGAAUUCGAAGCUUCAAAAAUGGAACCAUGGGAGGCCCUUGAUCUCGACUACUCCGACGUACACUCCCUACUCCGCCCUUUGAAGCGCCACCGUAGCCCCCAACCACUCUCCGCCGCCCCCACUUCCACUCUCUCCCUGCCGCUUCUUGAAACCUGCUCUCGUUCCCCUUCCCAGCCCCAAUCCCAAUCGUUUAACGAUCUUUUCGAGUCGGAUUUCUCAUCUCAGAAUCCAAUUUGUCGAACCCAGCGGAUUUCCACUGAAUUAGAGUCCCCGUGUCCGUCCGGUGCGUCUUUGCGUAUCAUUCCUGGUCCUGCCGGAGCGGUUCAGGCGGCGAUGCAGCGUAGAACUCGCGGUGAGAAAUCCUUCUAUGUCGGCGAUGAAGAGCCCCUUCCUACUCAGGAGUAUAUAAGAAGAGUUAUCGAAAAUGGUGAUGAUGAGGACGAUGAUUUUAAUGGCAAUCCGUGGGUUUGCGCUUUGGAUUUUGUCCGCGGCCUAGCUGCGAUGGAUGGUAAAGGAGAUUUGACUGAAACUCCAUUGAGUUCUAUCAAGAAUGCCUUCAAUGCUGAGAAAGUUGCUCUGGUCGUAGCCAUUAUCAAAUCUUGUACCUCAAAUAGUCUGGGUGGAAUGAUGGUAGCUUUGAAGGAUCCAACAGGUACAAUAGACGCUAGCAUCCACCAUAGAGUAAUUUCUGAAGGAAAUUUUGGAAAGGACUUAUCUGUUGGGGCAGUUUUAAUAUUGCAGAAGGUUGCUGUGUUUUCUCCGACACGUUCUGUUCAUGUGCUCAAUGUAACAACAAGUAACGUUGUCAAGGUUAUCUCCAAGGACAGUGGACCUCCUAUAAAGCUCAAUAGCCCUACAGCAAUCAUACGGCCUGAUUCUAGAAUUGAAGAAAGCCAUGGAGAAGUACACAUUCCGCAGAUGAAUUUUGACGUGUCACGUGAAAGAACUCAAAAUAUCAUGAAGAAUCUGAGGCAGAAUUCUAAAUUGAGAAUGAAUGGAGUAGGUGAUUUACAAACAGGAAAGGGAAAUGCUGCAUCAUCCAUCAAUUGGAAAGGGAAUGGAACCAAUGGAAACAGACAGUUUGUGGAUCUGAGUACCUCCAAAGGAACUUCAAGUGUGGGUUGUAACACGCUCCUUGUUGAUCAGGAUCAGCAAACAGGGCUGGAUGAGCCUAUCAACCAUCCUAUGGGUACAGAUUCAGGCGAACUCUCACAAGCCAAAGAAAAUGGUGCUGCAUCCAACACUGCUCAAGCCCCUAAUAAUCAAGAAGCUGAAAAAAUCACAAGAACACAAGAACCAUUACUCCCACAAUGGACAGAAGAGCAGUUGGAUGAGCUCUUUGCAUUCGACUGAGUUCCAUGUAAUCCUGAAAGCUUACUCGGGCAUGUUUUCUCAAUGCAAGUUUUUGGAAAGCAUAGAGAAAUCAUUGUUUUGUUCAUCACUGCCCGCAAUCCUUCAAGGACAUGAAUCUUCAAUCUGUUUCUAUGUAGUAAACUAAUAUUUUACAACAGUUUUUCUUGGGGAGAACUAAUUCUAGAGUAUUUCAUCAAAAAGUGAAGAUUAUUUCAUC